Molecule: messenger RNA, 1743 nt
Organism: Sphenostylis stenocarpa
Lineage: Eukaryota; Viridiplantae; Streptophyta; Magnoliopsida; Fabales; Fabaceae
Source: the annotation of a GenBank genome assembly
AUGGAACAACAAGAGGGAGAAACGUGGACAAUGCCACCGUUUUGGGCGGCGGAGAAUCGCAACCGCCGCCGUCUCCGCCGCUCUUACUCUCUUUUACUCACCUCCACUUCCCUCCUCGUACUCGUCCUCGUACUCGCGCUGGUGUUCUCGCUCAUCGUAGUUCCCACAUUGCACUCGUUCGCUUCCAAAAUCUUUAAACCUCGUACGGUGAAAAACAGUUGGGACUCGCUCAACCUCGUACUCGUGCUCUUUGCCAUUGUUUGCGGCUUCAUUAGCAGAAACACCACCUCCGAAACCCUAACCCCGCGUUCUCAUAGGACCUUCUCGAACCCUUCCACGCCGCCACCAGCGUGGUACCAUUACGAUUACGCUCACGGUCACACUCCUCGCCGAUCGUUUAAUAGGUUGAGAAGCUUCAACUCCUACCCCGAUCUCCGUCAACCGAUCGCCGCCGAUGAACGGUUCCGGUUCUAUGAUGAUACUUACCUCCUACACCACCGGCACUCCAGGAAUGAUACCGAAGAAGAAGAAAAAGAAAUAGGAAUUGAUAAUGUCGUCACCGCGCCGCCUCAACAGGGGACACAGGCUUUUAUGAGAAAUGUCCAGCCAGCGUAUCAAGUGGAAACUAUCGACAAACACGACAUUGGUGAUUUAGAUGCGAUGAUUUCACAACCACCUCCGUCUCCCCCGCCCGGGAUUCGAACGAAAGUUGUUCGGAGAAAUAUCAAGCGAUCACAUCAAUCGGAAACUAUGGAGAAACAUGAAACAAAUGAUUCAGCUGUGGAGAUUUCACAAUCGCCGCCGGCGACGAGAACGAAAGGUGUUCGGAGAAACGGCAAGCGAGUUCAUCAAGCGGAAACCAUCGAGAAACUUGAAAUAGGCGAGUUUGAUUCGCAGAGUUCAGAGCCGUCGCCGCCGUCUCCUCCGCGGGCGAUAAUCCGAAAGAAGGAUGUUCGGCGAAAUGUCAAAUCGGAAAGAGAUGAUUCGGCUGUAAAGAUAUCACCGCCGCCACCGCUUCCACAGCCGCUGCCGGCGGAGGCGGUGCAGGUUAAGAAGAAAAGAGGGAUUGCUACUAAGGAGUUUUUGACAUCUUUAAGAGGGAAGAAGAAGAAACAAAGGCAAAGAAGCGUCGAAAAUUUUGAUAGCAUUCUAAACUCUGAAACGUUAUUGCCACAACCGACUCCACCGCCGCCUCCGCCACCAAAGGUUUUCCAGAACCUAUUUUCUUUAAAGAAAGGGAAACACAAAACUCCCCAUAUUGUUUCUGUGACAACAACAAUAUCAAAAAAGAGGGAUUUUGUUUCUUCCUCUAGGUUGGAAGGAAAUGUAAUGAUGGCUGGUAAUGAAUCCCCAUUAAACCCUAUUCCUCCUCCUCCGCCACUUCCACCGUUCAAGUUGCCUGGGUGGAAGUUCCGGGUGCAGGGUGACUAUGUUAGGGUUGACAGCAUUGGUAGUUCACGUAGUGGAUCACCUGAUUUGGAUGAAGUUAGUGAGGACACACCAACAACUAGUAAUCAUGAUGAAACAAGCCAAGUCAAUAGUCCUUUUGCCAAAGAUGGUGAAGAUUCUGCAAGUGUGAGUGCACCCUCAUUGUUCUGUCCUAGCCCUGAUGUUGAUACCAAGGCUCACAACUUCAUCGAGAGCUUCAGGGCUGGUUUGAGGAUGGCCAAGAUGAAUUCCAUGAAGGAGAGGCAGGGGAUUGGGAGGUCCAAUCUAGGACCUUCACCACACCAUGAAUGGUGA